CUGCUAUCACUUCUUAAUUACUUCAACUGGAAAAGAGUGGCAAUCAUUUACGAAAACGUGACGAAAUGGAUAGAAAUGAAGACCAACAUAGUGAAGGGAUUAAAAGCGAAUGGAAUUACCGUAGCUCAAGAACUGUUAACACAUCAUUCAGCGCUUUACAGGCCACAGAAUGACAGUCAUUAUUACAGAGGGAUCUUGAGAAAAAUCAAGCAGGAAGCUCGGAGUAUGUAUUCCUAGUUUCCCCUUCAGUAACAUAGGACCAGAGUUACUGAGAGAGGUUACUCCCCCAUAUGACACGAAAUGGUCCCUUAAGUUAUUUUUAGCAAUAUAAAAUGGUAAGAAAUUUAGAUUAAUUUUUUUUUACUUUCAGUUAUCUUCAAAACCUUAACAAAUUUGUCGUUUGCGGUUUUGUUGGAUCCUAAGAAUUUUGUCCCAAUAAUCACUUUAAAUUUGUUAUUAUCUUUUUCAGUUGUGGUCUAUGUGACUGACUUUCACAUUGCUCGGGAAGGAAUGCUCCACGCAUACGACGAAAACAUGACAAAUGGAGACUACGUGUUUAUAAUUUUUGAACUUGAUCAAGCUCAAGUAGGAAUCAAGACUGACCAGCCUUUCAAGUGGUUUUUUAGCAGCCACAAAAGUACA
Porites evermanni is the source of this 642-nucleotide messenger RNA. Lineage: Eukaryota; Metazoa; Cnidaria; Anthozoa; Scleractinia; Poritidae. The record is from the annotation of a GenBank genome assembly.